Molecule: messenger RNA, 6072 nt
Organism: Oenanthe melanoleuca
Lineage: Eukaryota; Metazoa; Chordata; Aves; Passeriformes; Muscicapidae
Gene: SNX8
Product: sorting nexin 8
Exons: 12
Coding region: 397-1719 (440 amino acids)
Biological process (GO): retrograde transport, endosome to Golgi
Molecular function (GO): phosphatidylinositol binding
Source: RefSeq, a predicted model, not a curated record
CCUUCCUCCGAGCCGCGCUUCCAGCGGGGAGAGCUCCAGCUCCCAACGCUGCAGUUUCGCUGGGUCCGGGAUGAAGAAACUUGUAGCCAAAUACUGCCGGCGCUUGUUGCGAAAUGGGAGCUGGAGGGAGCUCCUGGGUGAAUUGAGGGAAUAACACGUUAGACUCCUUUAGCAGUUAAACUGAACGAAACUUUCUGAGAGCUGUGUAAAGUUUUCUUUGAAGUGGCCGAAGUUUUGUACCUGCUCUGUGCAUACUUUUUUUUUUUUUUCCCUUUGGCUCAGUUCGGAAAGGAAAAUGAGUAGUUAAGCUUAAUGCAUGGAGAAAUGGCUCGGUUGAUUAUAUUUAGGAUCCACGGACUGAUGUAACAUAUUGAACAGCAGCCUUUGUGGAAAAAAAUGUCCUACUGUACCAAAGAGAGAGCUUGCUCAGAUUUGGCAAAGCCUCCAGUAAAUGAACCAAGGGAACAGGAACAGUUUCUGAUGCAGACGCCCCAGGGAAAUCCACUGCUGCUUUCCCACACCCUGCAAGAGCUAUUGAGCAAGGACAGUGUGCAGGUGGAGCUUAUACCUGAGAAGAAGGGCCUUUUUCUGAAACAUGUGGAAUAUGAAGUUUCCAGCAAGAGGUUCAAGUGCUCCGUGUACAGGCGAUACAACGACUUCGUGGUGUUCCACGAGAUGCUGCUGCACAAGUUCCCCUAUCGUAUGGUGCCAGCACUGCCCCCAAAGAGGAUGCUGGGAGCUGAUCGCGAGUUCAUAGAAUCGAGGAGGAGAGCGCUGAAGCGAUUUAUCAACCUGGUGGCUCGACAUCCCCCUUUCUCAGAAGAUGUGCUCUUGAAACUCUUUCUGUCCUUCAGUGGCUCAGAUGUACAGAAUAAGCUAAGGGAGUUGGUCCAGGGAGUAGGAGAUGAAUUUGUGACUUGCAGAUUAGCUACCCAGGCCAAGGACUUCCUCCCAGCUGACAUUCAGGCCCAGUUUGCUGCCAGCAGGGAGCUGAUCAGGAAUAUUUAUAACAGCUUUUACAAGCUGCGGGACCGCGCGGAGAGGAUCGCUGCCCGCGCCAUCGACAACGCCUCCGACCUGCUCAUGUUUGGGAAGGAGCUGAGUGCUUUGGGCUCAGACACUACCCCACUUCCUUCCUGGGCUGCUUUGAAUAACAACACAUGGGGGACUCUGAAACAAGCCUUGAAGGGUCUGUCUGUUGAAUUUGCACUCCUGGCAGAUAAGGCUGUGCAGCAGGGUAAACAGGAAGAGAAUGAUGUGGUGGAGAAGUUGAACCUUUUCCUGGAUUUACUCCAGUCCUAUAAAGACCUGUGUGAAAGGCACGAGAAGGGGGUGUUGCACAAGCACCAGCGAGCCUUGCACAAGUACAGCAUGAUGAAGAGGCAGAUGAUGAGUGCCACUGUGCAGAACAAAGAGCCAGAAUCUGUGGAGCAGCUGGAGUCCCGGAUUGUGGAGCAAGAAAACGCCAUCAUAACCAUGGAGCUGAGGAAUUACUUCUCCCUGUACUGCCUGCACCAGGAGACACAGCUCAUCCACAUCUACCUGCCUCUCACAUCUCACAUUCUGGGGGCCUUUGUCAACUCCCAGAUUCAGGGUCACAAAGAGAUGAGCAAAGUUUGGAAUGAAUUGAAGCCGAAGUUGAGCUGCCUUUUUGUGGGAUCCAGCAGUAUGCCAACUCCACCACUGUCACCUCCAGAGGGAAACUUCUUUUCCAGUUAAUGUUCCCAGCAUCCCACAUGGAGCAAGAAGGGCAAUCAAGGAAGGGGUGGGACCUCUACCUCCAAUGAAUUCUCCAAACAGCUUUUUUUUUUUUUUUUUUUUUUUUUUUUUUUUUUUUUUUUUUUUUUUUUUUUUUAAAUAUUGCUGCUUUGAGCUGCUCUCUGAUUUAGACUGGAUGUGGGGCAGAACAUAUGGAUAUAGAGACAAUUUUGUAAUUUUGCAAUGCCCUGGGGCAGAGCUGAUGUUCAUUUUCCUGCAGACACCCCUCAUGGGGUUGGGAUAUGGCCUGGCACAGCAAGUGCUGCAGUGUUGUUGCUGAGGCCUCUGCAUCUUGUACCAACAGUCCUCCAAUCAUGUUUAUCUGCAGCUGUGCUGACACAUCUCUGCACGUCUCUGAAGUGCUGAGAUGAACAGGAUAGCUGAAGCACUUGCUUGUAGUGGAGAUAAAUUGCUUUUUAUGCCUUGGAGGGCCUGUGUUAGGGAUGUGUGUGCAUAGGGAAUGCUGAAAGCCAUCCCCCAUCCCAUUGUAGGUGUCUGGAUUUGAUUUCUUACUGCUAGACCUUAGCACAAAAUGAAUGAAGUGGUUGGAUUUUGCAACCCAGCUGGGCAGGGGUCAGUGCUGCUGUGUGACAGGGAUUUUCCUGAUGGUGCUGGAUGGACUAUUGUCAGUGUAUUUCCCUUCAAGGUUGCAGGGCAGCCUGGGGACUUGCUCAUGUUUUUCAGUUUGGGGCCAAAGACAGCUGAGUUCAGGAACUCAGAGGAGUUUGCCUGACAUAAAUGGGAAAAUAAUUGAUUAAAACACUCCUAAAUUGUGAAUCACUUGUACUACAGGAGCAGAACAGCUACAAGGUAGCUUGUUUAUGUCUUCUGGAGGUUCUGACCUCCAUCUGGUGAGUAGCUGUUCAGAUCUGUUGGAGAGCUGCUGACCUGGGGGCUAGGCUGGUGUUUUCUUUGGUGUAAUAUCAGAAGUAUCCUGUUGCACCAGCAGGCUGGAACACAGUGCUGAUAAAGUUCAUUAGCCAAAAUUCAGUAUUAUCAGGAUGUUACUGCCAUUCUUCUUGGCUGUGGGUAGCAUUGCAGUGUUUGUUUGUGAAGGAGAGUAGACAAUUAAGUGAAAGUUCUCAUCUCUGAAAACACCACAGCCCUUGGUAAUGGGGUUUUCAAAACGGUUUGUGGUUGUGAUGAAGGGACUGAACACUCUCCACUUUGCAUCUCCAGUGGCUUUCCCUCAGGAGGCAAAGGGGGAGAAUGUGCAUGUUGUGUUACCUCAGGGGAAGUGGUGCACAUCCUCCAGAGCAACUGAUAAUCAAACUACAAACGUCUGCAGCACAACUGUGUGAGCAGCACUCCCUGAACCUGACUUCUCUGGGGCCAAAAUAGCUUCCAAAGGGGAAUUUGUGACUUGGCUUUUUAGCAUUUUCCUUGAAUGGGUAAAAAUGGAAGCACAUUAACAAGGAUGAGUGCUUGCUGUUAAAUUGGGACCAUUACAGUAUUUUCCCACUGGGGAACUCCCCCAUUGUCAGGAAGUGUAUUUAAAUCCUCCAAUCACAAAAGCUUUUUUGUUUUGGUUAUUUUUAAUUUCAAAAUUUCAGUGCAACAUGAAACUCUUCCUAGCCCAGGUGGAAAUACUGGAUUAGUUUCCUCAGCUAGGAGCAAAUUAUUUGCCCAGAUUCAGGAGACUGAAUAACCAUUACUCACAUUCCUCAGAAUGGAGUAAAUACACUGCUGUCAGUGAAUUCCUUGAGUGCUGGGCCUUAAACAGUGUGUAGCCAACCUUGCACAGAAUGCAGUAAGAGCUUUUUCCAACAAUUCAAAUGUUAACUCACUUUCCUCCUGCACAUGAGCCUUGUCCAGUGAGACAGAUGAACUGCAAAUGGUUGUGACAGAUUUGAUUCUCUCUUGGAGAUUUCCUAAGUGAUGCAGAAGAAAUUCCGCUCACAAGCUGGAGCAAACUGUCAGGGGAAGGAAAUGUUUCUGCAGUCCAGUUACAGAGAAGAUAUAAUCUCAGGCAUGGCACAACAGGUUUUUCUGCUUGACCUUGUCUUGAUUAGGAAGAUGGUUUGUGGUUCAAGUGUGGAAAGUGUGUUACCAGACUUUUCCAUGCUCUUCACUCCUGCCAUUAUCAGAAGGUGCUGGCUAGUUAUAGCUGGCUUAGUCUCAGCACCCAUCCUCCUUCAUUUAUCUUUGUUUGCCUGAUGUGGUGAACAGUGAAAUUGAGAAAAUACUGUGUGUUUUGGGGUAAGAUCUGAUAAUUUGUGAUGGAUCUCAUAUGUUAUUUGUUUAACUGGAAAGUGUUCUAUUGGAGUGCUUGCAAAGGACUAGCCUGAAUGGAACUUUGCAGUUCUUACUUUUAGAAAAAAAAUUACAAUUUUGAACUUGAUUAAAAACAAAAAACAACCCCCCAAAAAGCAAUCAUCAAAGUGACAUUAGGGCUUUAGACUAACUCCUCUUUCCUGUUCACCUUCAAGCACAAAUUGUACAGUCCUAGUGUAGAGACUGUAACAAUGAUAGAGACACCACAGGACCUAUAAAGAAACUGAAAUUACGUUGUUUUGAGAAACACCCCAUUCCUCCAUUGUCAGUCCUUGUGUCUUUUGAGGAGAUUUUUGGGGGUGGGCUUUUCUUGUUUUGGUUUUACUCUUCACCAGGUAUUUGAUAACUGAGGCCCAGUGUUCUCAAAGCUGAUUCAGCUGCUUGCACUUUCAGAGUUUAUCUCAUACUGGACUGUCAAGCUUCUCUCUCAUUCCUAAACACAUGCAGACACUAUUACAUACAUCUCUUAGUUUGCAAACCUUUCUUCUGGGAGACUGGUCAGUGUGCAAAUAGCACUGUUUGUUUACCUCAAUGUGUGAGGGAUUUCCUUACUGUCUUUGUUACAUUCAGCUUAUGGAUCUGUCAGACUUGGAGGGCAGCAUCAAGCACAGCUUCCUUCCUCCAGAGGGAAGCAGCAGAGACUCCAAGGAUCCAUCAAGCUGACUUCAUCUGUCUGUCUGCCCCAGCCGAUGUGGGAAAACAGUUGUAGUUACCUCCAUGCUCUUGCUUUCUGCAGUAAACACUAACCAGGCCAGACAAAUUGAGGAGUGUGUGCUGCCUAUCUGAGAUCUGCUACUGUAAGAUGCAGUGCCAAAGUGUUAAUGUGCUUUUGUGAAUAGAAACUUCUCUGUGUAUGCUUGAGGUCAGGGGACUUUCAUGUGCUCCAAGGAGUGAUGGUAGAAAAGCCUUCAGUGUCUGUCAGAGCAGUCCUGGAGGUACCAGGGUAGUCAACACCUGAGACCCUGAAAGGCUGCCUGAGAAUUGUUCUCUGAAAAGGGCUCGAUGUUUUGUCACUCCUGAGGGCUUCUCCACUUCCAGCUGUGAAGUGGGAAUACACAGCUUUUUGUCAGUAUGGUGUUGAAAGGCUCAAAACUCUAUUUACAAUACCUUAAAUCUUGGAUCCUUCUUUCCCUCUCCUUUCAUCUUCCUGGCAAGUUGCUCCUCCUAAGUCAUAACAUGUUCAAUGGUGCCUUGCUACAUUCCAGUGCUUUUAAUUCUUCUUUAACCAUGCAAGGGUGUAAUUCCUGGAAUUUGUAACAGGCUAAUUUACACUUCACUUUGUGCUGUUUACUAAAAGACAAAGGUAUCAGCUGGGUACAGAAUUUACUUAAAUCAUGUCAGUCUCAGGGCAGCAGGACCAGUAACAUCCCAGCUCUUUGACAUGAGCUAAAAAUUGGGGUUGGGGAAAGCACCUUUCUGAAAGGACUCACCUGACUGCACACAGGGGAUAGCAGAGGAGUGCAAGCCUGAGCCAUGCUUGUUCUUUUCCUACCCAGACUCCUGGAGGAACAGAAAGUAAUUGUGUGAUUGUCACGUGCUGUCUCUCACCCAGCAAUUUAGUUUCCACUAGGAAAUAGACCAUGGUAUUUAACAGGUAUUGGCUGCCAGUCAUUCCCUUUCCUACCAUGCAGUAAGGUCCUACACUCCGUAAAAGCUGCCCAUCCUUUUAAGGGGUGCUAAUUCUAUUUGCCCCAAGCCAUUCUGUCUGUUAGAGCAGCCAGGAACCCUCACUGCCAAGUCAGAAGCAGGGAUGGGUAUCAAAACCUCUGUAAGUGUGCAGCACAAAAGGAAAAGUAAGGUUUUAAGGUGUUAAUUCAUCCUUCUAAUUCUGAGCUGUGGCUUGCUGAGCAGAUGAAGAAGGAUGUUUUUGAGCAGUAUAAAUUUUUCCAAACUGCUGGAAGGAGACAAGAAACAGUCAUAGUUCAGAGGGUGUGAAUUUUGCCUGCCUGGAAUAUCCUGUAUCUUUGCUUUGCUCAAAUAGCCUUAUGUAUGAAGCACUUUAUCCAAAUGCAGGAAUUAAAGAACUAUUACUACAGCUGG